This is a messenger RNA of Coregonus clupeaformis (lake whitefish), 3414 nucleotides long. It is a transcript of the gene mbnl3, whose product is annotated as muscleblind-like splicing regulator 3. The transcript is spliced from 10 exons. Lineage: Eukaryota; Metazoa; Chordata; Actinopteri; Salmoniformes; Salmonidae. Bases 2091 to 3317 code for a protein of 408 amino acids. Gene Ontology annotation, molecular function: metal ion binding. The record is from RefSeq and is a predicted model, not a curated record.
GUCUGUUGCUCCAGCAGGUGGUGCCAAAUCCGUGUCACCACAACUCUCCCCUGAAAAUGUAAUCUCUAUAGUUUCCUGUGAAUCUGGUCUAGUCUAAAUGUUAAUCCCUGUCUGUGUAAAUUAUAUUUUGGAUUUAUUAAUUUAUGAUUGUGCAUAGGAGUGACUGGAUAGUAAUUUUAAUGUUGCACAUGCUACAAUAACACCACAACAAUGAUCCACAGUGCUCCUCUACCAGCACCAUACAUAGGUACUAGAUUUACAAGUAGGCUUAUCCUUAGUUGUGUCUGGCACAUUUUUUUACAGUUGAGUCAUUAUCAUAAAUGAAAGAAUAUUGUGAUCUAGAAUAGAGGCUGUUAAGACGGUGGCUACCCUGUAAUACCAUUUAGGACAUGAAGCUGUAUACCUGAGGUUGUGGCCAUGACAUACGCUAAAGUAGGUUUACCAAAAUGUAAAGGGUAGAGACAAAAGGACUGUACCUGAAGUGACCCAUCCAGUUACCGCCCUCUUACCGCGGAAAACAAAGUCUAAUAGGAUUCCCCUAAAAUGGAGGCAAUGCGUAAUACCAAACAACACUUUUCUCUUGAACUCCUCCCUUCAGCCCUCCCUCGAUUUUUACCUCGCCCUCCUCUGGUCUAGCUUGUCUCUGCUUUUUAUUUAGCCAGCUACCAAGUUGCGACAUUUCACUUCACGCCGCUUCAUCGUUUUGUUUCCCCGCAUUAUUUUUUUGGGAUAAAUGCACGACGUAUCGUUUUUUAAACUGUUAUCAUAAAUGUAAGUGAUUUUAUUUUUUCAUCACUAUUAACCUUCGCUCCAAGUAUGGCGUAUUCAGAAUUGGUCAAAUAGUUAGCUUAUCGUGACAUUAAAAUUCAUUUCGCAUGCUGUAAUAAGUAAGAAGACAACGUGUUGAAGACAGGAUUAGGCUAUUUAUCAGACCUACCGAGCGUGCACAGACAGGUUUUUACGGCAAGGGCAGCCACAUGAAGAGGUCAAUGAAGAGGUCAAUGAAGAGGAUGAGGAUGACUGAAGGAUAAACGACAAGAGACAGCCAGGGAAGGAAGAAACGUGGAGAAGGAGGGAUGAGAAAGAGACUAAAAUAAGAGGAGGAAGUGGAACUCCAAAGUGCCUAAGAAGACUGUGAGUGGGUGCCUGGCGCUCUGGUCUGGUCCAGUACUGUUAGUGCUGUGGGAGUGUUUGGCUGGCGACCUGCUGCCGCUGUGUACUGCUGCUGUCUGCGUAGGACAGGCUCCGGGCCCUACUAGGUGAGAGUAGAGCACAGCACAGCACUGUGUGUGUGUGUGUGUGUAUUGGUGUGUGUGUGUGUUUGACCUUGAAUGAGGCUAUAUGUCACCCUGACAGCCAGAGAGUCAUCUAUCCUGCUGCUGAUCUGCAAUCCGCCCACCUCCCCCAGCCGCCACCUCCCCCCAGCCGCCACCUCCCCCCAGCCACCACCUCGUCAUCAAUACAAGGACACUGGUCGAUAAGCUUCUGCUUUUUUAUCUUUCCCUUUUUCUAAACAGCCCGACCAGCCAUACUAACCGCUACAGAAGCCGUCCCACCGUCCCACAGUUCUGGAUAUUUGGGGUGGUUUUGGGGUUUCUGUCUGAAGAACGGAGUGAUCAGCGCGAGCAAGACAGAGACGGACAGACUGACGGACAUAAGAAGAGGAAGCUGUCAUUGGAGGGCCUCUAUCUAGGACAAUGCCUGUCUGAACUACAUAUCCCAGCAUGCCAGAUUGAGGUGCCCCAAUUUCCUCCUUUUCUAUGAAACAGAGCUGGCCUCUGCUCACCUCUAGCUCUGAGAACUCAUCCCAUCGCCAGUGGAUCUGGGAUCCGCACCUUACCCAAGAAAACCCACUACUCCAGCCCCCAUACCCAUAACCUCAUUCCAAAGGACCAGCUUAUUCAUUGUAUCCAGGAUAACAACGUCUUUUUUUCUUUCACACACUCUCAUCUCCUCUUAUCUUGCCAAGGAGUUUCCAAUUUAUUUUCGUCUGCAUCAGUGCUUUUUGUUUGUGCACUAAGUGCCGAUUGUGUCCACCCCUAGACCCUACUCCCUUACCCACUUGCCCCCUCCUGUCCUGAGGGGCUGUGAUGGCAGUCAAUAUGGGAAGUAUGGCCAUGGGCCGGGACACUAAGUGGUUGACCCUAGAGGUGUGUCGAGAGUUUCAGAGGGGUACCUGCUCCCGCUCGGACGCUGAGUGUAAGUUCGCCCACCCAGCCAGGAGCUGCCACGUGGACAACGGCCGAGUCAUCGCCUGCUUCGACUCACUCAAGGGACGCUGUACGCGUGACAACUGUAAGUACCUGCACCCCCCUCCCCACCUCAAGACCCAGCUGGAGAUCAACGGGAGGAACAACCUGAUCCAGCAGAAGACAGCAGCGGCCAUGUUGGCCCAACAGAUGCAGUUCAUGCUGCCGGGAGCCCAGUUGCAGCCCAUAGUGAAUAGCCCACACUACACAACUACGUUCCCUAUGACUCCCAGUAUGUCGUCUCUGGCCACCAGUCCCAGUAUGGCGUUCAGCCCGUAUCUGAGCCACAUGGGUCCAGGGAUGGGCCUGAUGCCUGAGCUGCUACCCCAGGCCCCCCUGCUGGUCCCAGGGAGCCCCACCGGCCUCCAGGCCAUGGGCAACAGCAGCUCCCAGCAGAAACACAUGCGCACAGACAAACUGGAGGUAUGUCGUGAGUUCCAGAGGGGUAACUGCACGCGGGGCGAGGGCGACUGCCGCUACGCCCACCCCAUGGAGGCGGCCAUGGUGGACGGCAGUGAAAACUCAGUCAUUGUCUGCAUGGACUACAUCAAGGGCCGCUGCUCCAGGGACAAGUGCAAGUACUUCCACCCCCCUGCCCACCUGCAGGCAAGGAUUAAGGCCUCCCAGCACCAGGCCAGCCAAACGGCCAACGCCAUGGCCCUGCCCCAUGGGGCUAUGCACCCGCUACCAAAGAGGCCCACCUUAGAGAAGAGUAACGGGGGUGGUGCUGUGUUCAACCCCAGCAUGUUCCACUAUCAGCAGGCCCUGGCUAACAUGCAGCUGCAGCAGCCAACCUUUAUCCACCCUGGCUCCGUCCUGUGCAUGGCGCCAUCAGGAGGCAUGGGGCUUAUGAAAGGGCCGGCCCCGCUGGCAGUGGAUGGCCGUUGGGAGAGGCGGGACUGGAGCAGCUGCAGGCACCCCCACAGCCGCCUCCUGUCAGCGCCUGGAUUCACUGUACCCAUGAUGCACGGUGCCACCACCUCCACUGUUUCGUCGGCCUCGACCCCAGUCACCAAUGUUCCUUUCGCAGAAUCAGCCGCCUCCAAUCAGACCCUUCAGAGGUUUUGAGUGCCGACCCAGUGGAACUUCAGUGCGUCCCCAUGGAAGCCCACUUCUGCCCUCUCCCCAAGCUCCUGGUGGCUGCUCCGGUGGCGCUGAACCCAGU